Molecule: messenger RNA, 892 nt
Organism: Argiope bruennichi
Lineage: Eukaryota; Metazoa; Arthropoda; Arachnida; Araneae; Araneidae
Exons: 5
Coding region: 120-836 (238 amino acids)
Source: RefSeq, a predicted model, not a curated record
AAGAAAGGAAUUUUGUUUUAUUUUAUUUUUCCAUCAUUCUUCGACCAUCACUUGUAAGUUAUAUAAAUGUUACAGCGGCACACCAGGCUAGUCCAAGUGGUUUCUUAAGCCGAUACAAUAUGAAGCUCGUCAUCUCAAACAUUUUGUUUCUUGCCUUAGCUGGCUAUGCUCUUGGAGCAGCCGUCGAAAAUUGUCACUUCGAUCGUUUGAUGAAAUGUGGCGACCCACUGGAUGCCUUCAGAAAAGAAAUGGGACAAAGCUUCCCCACGACAGAGGACCAAGUGAAAAAACUGUGCAGUAACAUGGAUGAAGCUUUGAAAUGCGCCGAAGAGUUCCAAAAUAAAUGUAUGACCCCCUUGCAAUUGGAAACAAUGGGAUUCCUGGCUGAAGGAGCCCAAAUCGUUUACAAAGAUUUCUGUACAGAUGGAUCUAAUAUGAGAGCAGAAUAUCUGAAGCAUGCUCAAUGCAUAGACGAUGCUUCAAAGACUGACGAAGCCAAGGGAUACUACAGCUACGUUGAGGCUGCUUUGGAAGAUCUGACUGAGAAACCUCCGACUGAGAGAUUGCCAACCACUUGCUGCGGCUACAAAUGGCUAGAUGCCAAAUUCAACAAGAUGGGCAAAGAAAAGUGCGGUCAAGAAGCCGUUGAUGCUUUCAAGAACGUUGUCGAGAUGGUUGUGUCCAGUCUGCCCAAUGUCCUUUGUUCAGGUUUCGAGCCGGACAGCAAACAGUGCACGGCCGUCCUUCCUGCCGCCGGCGCCACGCCCAAAGGCACCAUCAAGAACUCCCACAUUGCACAGACCUUUGCAUCUGUUUAUCUUCCAGACCUGCAAUAGAAUCUUGUAAAGUUUUGAUUUUUUGUAGUUAGUAAUAAAGUUUUUGUUAAGUUUUC